Mangifera indica (mango) is the source of this 1554-nucleotide messenger RNA. RefSeq names its product protein ECERIFERUM 26-like. Gene Ontology annotation, molecular function: acyltransferase activity, transferring groups other than amino-acyl groups. The record is from RefSeq and is a predicted model, not a curated record. The transcript is spliced from 2 exons. Lineage: Eukaryota; Viridiplantae; Streptophyta; Magnoliopsida; Sapindales; Anacardiaceae. Bases 77 to 1399 code for a protein of 440 amino acids.
UAUCUUCGAUCAGUAUGUACAACUAAACCAUAACUUAUACACUUUGCCCUGUUCCUUCUACCUAACCUACACCACCAUGGUUUCUUCAUUUGAACACACUUUGAUAAAAAACAUCAAGCUCUCAUCCAUCGGUCCUAGCAAUGCUACCGGAACCGACGUUACUCAUCAGCCGACUUCGAUGGAUUUAACCAUGAAGCUUCACUAUAUUUUUGGAGUUUACAUUUUCAGAAGCCAAGCAGUGCUAGGUUUAAGCGUUAAGCAUAUCAAGGAAUCGAUGUUCUUCUGGUUGAAUGAGUACUAUGUCACCUGUGGUCGCUUCCGGCGGACGGAAGCCGGCCGGCCGUAUCUCAAGUGUAACGAUUGCGGUAUAAGAUUCGUUGAAGCUCAGUGUGAUAAAAGUGUUGAUGAAUGGCUUGAAAUGAGAGAUUGUUCUCUUGAUCGACUCCUCGUUUAUCAUCAACCCAUUGGACCGGAGAUGUCGUUUUCCCCAACAGUUUACAUACAGAUUACAUGGUUCAAGUGUGGGGGAAUGUCGCUGGGCAUAAGCUGGGCUCAUAUCCUUGGAGAUAUAUUUUCGGUUUGUGAUUUCAUGAACAAAUGGAACCCAUUUAUGACCAUUUCUGAGGCCAGCACUCUACCCAAUUCAACCAAAUUACCUUCACCCAUUACUGUCACACCAAAAUCACAAAUCUCAUCACAACUAUCGAAUUCGGAAGACCCACUUUCCAUUAAACGGGUCAACUCGGUUGGAGACCAUUGGAUCACUCCCAAUAACUGCAAAAUGGAUUCAUUUUCCUUCCAUUUAACACCCACCCAAAUAUCUCUUCUACAGUCGAAAAUAUCAGGUACAAUUCCAAUUUUUGAGUCCCUAUGUGCCAUCAUUUGGAAAUGUGUUGCCCAAAUAAGAGAUGGAUCAGGCCCAAACAAAGUUACAAUAUGCAAAAAAGAUCCUCACAAUUGGAAGCUUUCUGGGCAGCUUAGCAAUAGUCAGAUCAUAAGUUGUGCUGAGGCAAAUUUUCCCAUUAAGGAUGCAAAUUUAGAAAAAUUGGCAGCAAUUUUGGUUAAGGAAGGAAAGGAUGAGAGGGGUGCGAUCGAAGAAGCAAUGGAAAGGGAAAAUGGGGUGGGUGAUUUUAUUGUUUAUGGGGCAAAUUUAACAUUUGUGAAUAUGGAAGAGGCUGAUGUUUAUGGAUUGGAAUUGAAGGCAGAUUUUGUGAGUUUUGGAAUUCAAGGUGUUGGGGAUGAAGGAUGUGUUGUGGUGAUUCCAGAAGCAAAAGAUUUUGACAAGGAUGUUCAGAAAUUGGGAAGAUUUGUGACCAUAACUCUACCAGAAGAUGAAAUGGCAAAGCUAAAGCCUGAGCUCAAAAAGAAUGAUUUUCUGCUUGAAACUAAUUUUGAAUGAGUAUUGAAUUGUUAACUAAAGCUAUUCCUUGAAUUUGUCUUUAUGGUUAUGGUUGAGUGUAAUAAUUAAUUUGCCAAUGUAAUUUGGAUUUGGAUUUUGUUUAAGAAUGUAUAUGAAUUACAAUAAUUAUGCAUGCAUGCAAAUUUCAAUCUCAA